Molecule: messenger RNA, 909 nt
Organism: Dioszegia hungarica
Lineage: Eukaryota; Fungi; Basidiomycota; Tremellomycetes; Tremellales; Bulleribasidiaceae
Exons: 3
Coding region: 1-909 (302 amino acids)
Biological process (GO): beta-D-galactose catabolic process via UDP-galactose, Leloir pathway
Cellular component (GO): cytosol
Molecular function (GO): UDP-glucose 4-epimerase activity
Source: RefSeq, a predicted model, not a curated record
AUGCACAUCCUCCUCACUGGCUCCUCUGGCUCAGUCGGUUCCGCCGUCCUCCUCCACCUCCUCGACCUCUCCCACACCGUCACAUCCGUCGACAUCGUCCCCCUUCCUCCUGCCAUCUCCGCCCAAAUCACCCCCUCCCAAGCCGACAAAUACACACACCACCUCCUCGACCUUUCCCUCUUUUCCGAGCUGGACGACCUCUUCAAAUCCCAUGGACCGUACGACGGCGUCAUCCAUCUCUCGGCGAUCCCGUCCCCGCUAUAUCAUGAUCCUCGGAUGGUACACAAUGUGAAUGUCGUAGCGGGGUACAAUGUGCUCAAGACGGCUGCGGACCAUGGAGUCAAGCGCAUCGUUCAGGCCAGCUCGGUGAAUGCGCCUGGGCUGAGUUAUAGUCCGGAGGGGAUGCAGCGGUUUGACGAGCUACCUGUGACGGAGGAAGCACCGUUCAGAACGCUCGACCCUUACGCCCUAUCCAAGCACAUCAACGAGCUCCAAGCGGAGCAUCUCGUCCGUAUAGACCCCAACCUCCGCAUCGCCUCCCUCCGAUUCCACAUGGUCGUCCCCACAUACGAAGAAGGCAUCCUCCGAAGCAGAUGGGAAGACCUCUUCUCUUGGGUCUCUCAUAAGGCUAGCGCCGACGCGUGUAUCCUCGGCCUGACGUCGGAAGGAUGGGGAGGCGCCGAGGCGUUCAAUAUCGUUGCGCCGGAGAUAUGUUGGGAAGGGGGGAUUAGUCCGCCUAUUUCGGGACAUGAGGGGCUGGAGGGGAAAGUGGGGGCGGUGGAGCUGGUGAAGAAGGCAUGGGAAGGGAGGGUGGGGGUGAUACAUGAGGAGUAUUGGGAGGGCAGGCCGAGGAGAGGUCUGUGGGAUACUGAGAAGGCGGAGAGGAUGCUGGAGUGGAAGCAUGACUGA